AUGGAAGCAUCAUUACACCAGCAUAUUUUCAACAACUAUAAUAAACGUGUCCGGCCUGGAGAUGUAGGCGAAGCUGUGAAUAUAUCUGUGGAUGUGGUGUUGGAUUACCUCCUAGGUUUGGAUGAGAAGAAUCAGAUGUUGUCAACAGGGAUGCAUUUUAUUGUUAAAUGGGUGGAUAAAGCCUUAUCGUGGAAUGAAACCGAAUUUCCAGGUCUGCAUGAAAUAUUUGUCCCAGAUACACAGAUAUGGAUUCCUGAAAUCGCCAUCCCUAAAGCCUUGAGAACAAACCUUUACCUGAAAGCGGAGAAUUACUUAGCUAACAUUAAAUCAAAUGGAACUGUAAAAUGGGUUCCUAACUUCACCGGAAAUACCCAGUGUUCAAUAGACACAACAAGAUUUCCAUUUGACAAUCAAACAUGUCUUAUUACUGCUUCGGUAUGGGUAUAUGAGACCAAACAAACACAAAUUGUUGAGACGAAAGUUCUUGUUGAACCCUCAGUAAAGGAAAAUGGACAAUGGGAGGUUAGUUCCGUAUUAGGAAAGCUGGUUCCAGACAGGAAGCAACGGAACGGUAUUGUUGUGACUCUGAACAUCCGACGGCGACGAGAGUAUUACUUGGUCAGCUUGAUAUUACCUGCUGUUGUAACCUCCUUUUUGAACCCCUUCGUGUUCCUGUUGCCGGCUGAGAGUGGGGAGAAAGUGGGAUUGGCCACGACACUGAUGCUUUUCUACUCCGUCAUGCUGAGCGUCAUUUUUGGUAGCAUCCCCGCUAACUCCCUGACCAUGCCUAUAUUUGGGAUGUUUAUUGGAGGACAGCUCAUAUUGUCAGCUCUAUCAAUCGCCUGUACGGUAGUACUUCUGAAGCUGAGGCCAAACAACAGAGAUGAGGCAGUGGACCCGAAGACUGAAAGGCCAGAGGAUGGGAACAAAACAAAGAUUAACUGCGAAAAUGGACAAUGGGAGAUUAUUUCCGUAUUAGGUAAGCUGGAUCAAGACAGGAAGCAACGGAACGUUAUUGUUGUGACUCUGAACAUCCGACGGCGACGAGAGUAUUACUUAGUCAGCUUGAUAUUACCUGCUGUUGUAACCUCCUUUUUGAACCCCUUCGUGUUCCUGUUGCCGGCUGAGAGUGGGGAGAAAGUUGGAUUGGCCACGACACUGAUGCUUUUCUACUCCGUUAUGCUGAGUGUCAUCUUUGGUAGCAUCCCCGCUAACUCCCUCACAAUGCCUAUAUUUGGGAUGUUUAUUGGAGGACAGCUCAUAUUGUCAGCUCUGUCAAUCGCCUGUACGGUAGUUCUUCUGAAGCUGAGGCCAAACAACAGAGAUAAGGCAGUGGACCCGAAGACUGAAAGCAAUGCACGCUUUGAAGCCGGCGAGGCAUUGAGAGACACUGUCGACGAAUUGCAGCCUGAGGAAUACGUCUCCAAUGAGGCAGAAGAGCUUGAGUCAGUUGUGGAACCGUCUGUGGAGGAUUUUGUUGACACGGCGGCCAAGUUCGUCCCACAAAUGUUCUAUAGGGUUCAAAUCUGGGGACCUUGA
This is a messenger RNA of Haliotis rufescens (red abalone), 1539 nucleotides long. Its product is annotated as neuronal acetylcholine receptor subunit alpha-5-like. Gene Ontology annotation, cellular component: synapse; membrane; neuron projection. Lineage: Eukaryota; Metazoa; Mollusca; Gastropoda; Lepetellida; Haliotidae. Gene Ontology annotation, biological process: regulation of membrane potential; nervous system process; signal transduction. The record is from RefSeq and is a predicted model, not a curated record. Gene Ontology annotation, molecular function: transmembrane signaling receptor activity; neurotransmitter receptor activity; extracellular ligand-gated monoatomic ion channel activity. The transcript is spliced from 3 exons. Bases 1 to 1539 code for a protein of 512 amino acids.